AUGAUUGCAAGGUUAUUGACUGACGAUUUGCCAAAGUGUAGAAAUACCUGCGUUGCUUCUUAUUUCUCUAGAUUAGGUGGAAAUGCCAAUACAAAUGAUGACUACUUGUGUUUCUAUUGCCAAAUGGAUGAAAACUCCUGUUUAUAUGGAGUAUUCGAGCCUCACAAUGGACUGGAUGCAGCCAAGUUCAUCAUGCAGAGGAUGGCCGUGGAGAUCCUGUUCCCGACUACAUCUUCUAACAACACCACCGAUGAAGAGAUACGCGAUAGGCUCAGGAAUGCCUUCGUCUCUGUGGAGAAAGCGUAUAAUGAGAACUAUGAUGCAAUGAUAGCUGAACGUACAAGUUUACAGUACCAACUGCAGACUUCUGAGUCUCAGUUGUCCCAAAACUCGAUCCUAGCUCGUCUCAAAGAGAUAGACAAGCACCUAUCAGGUGGCGCCACAGUCGUCAUCGCACUUGUCUACAACAAUAAACUGUUCGUCGCUAACGUUGGUGAAACACGAGCAUUACUCUGCAAGACUGAUGAUAAUGCUGUUCUGAGGGUUGUGCAAUUGACCGUGGACCAUAGCUUGAACAACGAGGACGAGUUGCUGAGGCUGUCUCAACUCGGCCUGGAUGUUAGCAAGCUGAGGAAUUCCCAGUACCUGGGCAACCAGUCGGGCACGCGCUGCCUGGGCAACUACCUCGUGAAGAGCCUGUACCGAGGCGUGCCCGCGCUGCGCGCGGCGGCCGCGAGCCCCGUGCUGUGCGCGCCCGACCUGCUCGGGCCCGUGGCGCUCGACCGCAGCUGCAGAUUCUUGGUCAUCGUAAGUGCUGGGGUAUACAAACGCAUACAAGAAACCCGCGGCAGCAGCGAACAGACAAACAAACAGUUAGCCCAAAUCAUAGUUGAACAUUUCCGUAAACAGGACUUUAACAAAGUCAGUCAAUCGGUGUUAGAAGAAAUCGAAGAGGAAUUCGUCUCUUACUGCGUUAGAAACAAUUUGACACCAAAAUCUAACACCCACAUGUCUUUAUUGAUAAGGAAUUUGAACUUCCUACCCCCAAAUGAGGGUAGUAACACACCAAAGAAUAAUGUUAGAUUCAAUCCUAUAGUGCAAUCAAAAUCGAACACUCUGUUGAAUGAGCUUGAUGAGUACUCAUCGAGUAAUAUGUCCAAUUCGAUUGUAGAUACAAAUCGAUCGUGUGAAUCGUCUUUGGAUAUGUAUCCGAAUGAAAGACCUCAUGAUCAGGAUAAAAAAAUUAAAGGUUAUGUCGAUUUUUCUUGUUAUUACGAGAAUGUGGCUAAAGCUAAAGCAAACGGAAGCUUGCCGCCUUUUAUUGAAUAGUUAUAAGGCAUUUUUUGUCAUGGUACCUAGUCGUUUUUAUUUAUUUUUAUGUAAUUUUAAUACAAUGUGUAAGUAAAUGUGAACAAAUGUGUGCCUUAUCACCACGGAAAUAAAGUCUUUUUUCGGUUAAUUAAAUUUUUCCACUACUGUGCUAAUUUUCGUUAAGUAUAUAAUAAAUUUUUAUUCCUACAAAAUUAAUUGUAUUUUGUAUUUUUUACCAGUUGCAUCACAGUAUUGAAUUGUACUUAUGUUAGUGUAAGUUUUAUGUGUUGGUAAUAAAUUGAUUUAUAUAA
Messenger RNA from Plodia interpunctella (Indianmeal moth), 1622 nucleotides. It is a transcript of the gene tab1, whose product is annotated as TGF-beta-activated kinase 1 and MAP3K7-binding protein 1-like. The record is from RefSeq and is a predicted model, not a curated record. Gene Ontology annotation, biological process: protein dephosphorylation. Gene Ontology annotation, molecular function: protein serine/threonine phosphatase activity. The transcript is spliced from 6 exons. Bases 1 to 1329 code for a protein of 442 amino acids. Lineage: Eukaryota; Metazoa; Arthropoda; Insecta; Lepidoptera; Pyralidae.